Hydatigera taeniaeformis is the source of this 1251-nucleotide messenger RNA. The record is from the annotation of a GenBank genome assembly. Lineage: Eukaryota; Metazoa; Platyhelminthes; Cestoda; Cyclophyllidea; Taeniidae.
GAAAAUGGUACUCUGAAUUUCUCGAAUCCAUCCAUCCCAUGCGCAAUGACUAAUGGUGUUUCCUACAUUCCUGUUAAUAAUCAAGCUGCCCAAAUUUCAAACAACAAUUUGCUGUCUCCAACCGUUAUUCUUCCCCAACAAUCUGCGGGCACCGCUGACUAUGGAAAUCAAAUAUCAUCGAUGCCGCAUCAAUCUGGUGCUUCCAUCAUUCAGGUUCCUCUUAGUUCAUCUACACUGCAACGAGAUCAAUGCCCCUCUUACCUCCAUAGUGCUAAUUUUAUUCCUGCCGGAGCUAUCCUGUUCACAAACACCCCUGUGAUCAUACCCAGCACAGGGUUGGCCAACGGAAACGCAGUUGAGGUCUUAUACGCACCUCAAACACCGCCAACUUCACUUUCACAUCCACAAAUCACGCCUCACAUCCAUGUUCAAGGUUCUCCACCUCAGCAACACCAUCAUAACUCUCCAUGUUUCCACGAGGUCAAAUCGCAGGAGUAUGCUGCACUGGUGAAGGAUCUUGUGAAGCAGCGACUUCAAACCUCCAAACAGCAACAGGAGGAAAUGCGACGAAGUGAGACGCAUUCCUCGCUAUUUCAACAGGAUCCAAGUGCUACACAAAGACCUACAAUCUCAAACAUUAGUUUGCUCCAAAAGCUGUUUGUCAGCAAUGGAGCAGUGAGUGAAAACACUGCAAGUGUGCGCACAUCAGAGCAAUACCCAAAAACUGUUGACUCAUCCACCGACCAGAGGGUGUCGUACAUGGAUGAAAGCAAGUGUGCACCCAGCACCGUGGGUUCAUGGAGUUCGAUCGGUUCUACCGGUCAGGCCAAGAUGAUUGGCGGGAAUGAUAUCGCCCGGACUCGCACUGACAAUGAUUCAACGCCACCAUCCUACGCCUACACUCAUCCAUCACCUCCUGGUAACAGGACUCAGAAUGAACAUCAGGGAGGUGCGGAUGUUUCCCAAAUGGGACGACGGGGUCUACUUUCGGAGAAUACAAGCCUAUUUCAACGAUGGCCUUCCUAUGUAGAGCCCACUAACUCUCAGGUUUCGCUUGCAGAGGACAUGAAUUCAAUCCUCAAACACCUUCAAUAUGGUCUAUCGAAUCAAGUCAAGGGUUUGGAUCUCACUAGUAAUCAGAACAAAUUACCUGAUGAUCCUGUUACGUUUACAACACAUCAGGACAGUAGUUUGAACUCCCUAAACGGUGCUUCCGCUAGCGGAGACACUUCCUUUCGUCAUUUGCAGUGA